GAGGGAGAGAGAGAGAGAGGGAGAGGCGAUGUGAUGUGAUGUGAUGAGGCUUUAAAAGGACAGACACGAACGUGUCAGCGUAAAGGUGCUGUUUUCGGGUCAGUUAAUGGAGUGCGAUCGUCACGAAUGAAUGACCACUGAACCGCAGAGGCUGGUGAGAGGCGGAGAGGGAGAGGCGGCGGAUGGAUGGAUGGAUGGGUGGAUGGUGGAUGGCUGUCCGGCCGCGGCGAUGUCCUGUGAGCAAGUGACGACGGAGCUGAAUGCCCCCCUCGGGUGUCCGCUGUCCAGGGCGGUCCGAGGGGCUGAGCCGGAGCCGGAGCCGGAGCCGGAGCCCGGGGUCUCCGCGGGGCCCCGCGCUGCCCGUCCCGAUGUGCCCGGCGGGGAAUGUGCCGGUUUCCCGGGGAAGCCGAGCAGCAGGAAAGGCGGCGGCGGCGGCGGCGGCUGCAGGACCCGAGGCAAUCUGCACACCCUGGGAGCGGGGAUCCGCAAACUGAUCUGCCCCGAGUUCCAACGAUUGCACAUUGCUUUGCAGAGAAGCGUUGAGAAAUGCAAACCAAAGGAUCAAAGUGCAGCCUUUGACCAUCCAGAAGGAUUCUGUGACAGGUGUUUGGAAAAGGAAAAUACUGAAGAUUUUAUUCGCUUGUUCACAUUGUACUCCAGUAAUUCAGGUAUUAAAGCCGAGCAGCUAAGACAAUCGCUUGGGGAGGAACUCUUCAAAAUCUGUUUCGAGGAAGAUGAGCAGAUCUUGAAACUAGUUAGUAGGACACUCAGAGACUUAAACAGUUUUAAUACCCUUCUGAAACAUGACCAAUCUCACCUGGAAGGGGAUGGGGAUGUGAAGGCUCUCCAGGAAUCCUCUAUUCUUUGCCUUGAGGAAAACGAUGGACCUCUGAAAGUGUAUUGCUUUUUCCCCAAUGAACUAAUUGGAUUUAUACUUCCUGGUUUGAUCAAGGCAGCUGCCCAGAUGUUGUACGAAGAUGAGGUAAGGGUGGAACUGGUACCAAGGUGCUCAGAGGAUGGGGUCAGUGACUUUCCAAACUGCACUUACCUCAUGUAUAUUGUUUCUCAGACAAAGGUCAAGACAAAUAGUUUGCCCCAAUUGCGGAACACUUCAACUGUGGCCAAUGUCCCUGUCUCCACCUUCUGUAAAACGUUCCCAUUCCACUUCCUUUUUGACCGAGCGAUGUGGCUGAUGCAGAUCGGAGACGGAAUGAGAAGACUUUUGAACAAAAGAGACUUUUUAAAAAGGCCCAACUUUAACGAGCAUUUCCAGAUCAUCACCCCUCCCAUCUGCGGCUCGUUCAGUGGGAUCCGGAGCAUGUUAAACACACAGUUUAUUAUAAGAAUAAGACAAGACCACACGGCAAAAGAACAGGAAAAGGUUAUGGACAUCAAAGGCCAAAUGAUUUAUGUGCCGGAAUCCAAAAGCAUCUUGUUUCUGGGAUCACCGUAUGUGGAUAAACUCGAAGAGUUCACUGGACGUGGCUUGUACCUCUCAGAUAUCCCUAUCCACAAUGCUUUGAGGGAUGUUAUCCUUGUUGGAGAACAAACCAAAGCCCAAGAUGGACUGAAGAAAAGACUGGGUAAAUUGAAAGGUGCCCUUGAAAAGGUUCACCAGGCCCUCGAAGAGGAAAAGAAAAAGACAGUGGAUCUUUUGUUCACAAUAUUUCCUGGCAAAGUGGCCCAGCAGCUGUGGCAGGGACAAUCCGUUCAGGCCAAGAAGUUUGAGAACGUCACCAUGCUUUUCUCGGAUAUUGUAGGCUUCACUGCAGUCUGUGGUCGCUGUUCACCAAUGCAGGUUGUCACCAUGCUGAAUGAGUUAUACACCAUGUUUGACUACCAUUGUGGCGAGUUGGAUAUCUACAAGGUGGAGACUAUUGGCGACGCGUACUGCGUAGCUGGAGGGUUACACAAAGAAAGCAAAACCCAUGCUGUUCAGAUUGCCCUGAUGGCACUGAAGAUGAUGGAGAUGUCAGACAAGGUGACGACUCCAGAUGGUGAGCCUAUUAAGCUGCGGAUUGGUCUCCAUUCUGGUUCUAUUCUUGCUGGAGUAGUUGGGGUUAAAAUGCCUCGAUACUGCUUGUUUGGAAACAACGUUACUCUUGCCAACAAGUUUGAGUCAACCAGCUUUCCCAGAAGAAUAAAUGUCAGUCCAACCACUUAUGCGUUAUUAAAGGAUGAUUCUGGGUUCAAGUUCACACCUCGCUCUAUAGAAGACCUGCCUCCUAACUUCCCAGAUGAAAUUCCUGGGAUUUGCUAUUUUUUGGAUGCUCACCAUCCUAUAGAUGGGACAAACUUUUCCACUGGCUUAGAGGAUGGGCACAGCAAACACAGUAAUACUGUUUUUAUGAGGAAAGCUACAAAGUAGUGGAUUCUACAUCAUAUGCAAAUCUUUCCUGUUCUCUGUAUCGAAUGGUGUGCUUGGGUUUGCAGUUUAAUUAAUUGAAAGUUAAAGCGUUAAAAUGGGGAAGUUUUAUUUUGGUGGAAGGGUAUUUUUUGUUAAAAGAUUUUAAACAACAUUUUACUGUCAGUAGACCACAUUAUCAACCUGGAGGGAAAGAUAAUUGUACAUAAAUUUAUAAAUCACCACCGAAUCUG
Messenger RNA from Callorhinchus milii (elephant shark), 2598 nucleotides. RefSeq names its product guanylate cyclase 1 soluble subunit alpha 1 (gene gucy1a1). The record is from RefSeq and is a predicted model, not a curated record. Gene Ontology annotation, cellular component: guanylate cyclase complex, soluble. Gene Ontology annotation, molecular function: heme binding; guanylate cyclase activity. Gene Ontology annotation, biological process: cGMP biosynthetic process; response to oxygen levels. Lineage: Eukaryota; Metazoa; Chordata; Chondrichthyes; Chimaeriformes; Callorhinchidae.